Cydia pomonella (codling moth) is the source of this 772-nucleotide messenger RNA. RefSeq lists its product as uncharacterized. Bases 125 to 739 code for a protein of 204 amino acids. Lineage: Eukaryota; Metazoa; Arthropoda; Insecta; Lepidoptera; Tortricidae. The transcript has a single exon. The record is from RefSeq and is a predicted model, not a curated record. Gene Ontology annotation, molecular function: nucleic acid binding.
AGUUGAAAAAAUUUCCUCGGGUAAGCGGCAUAUUAUAGUGCAUGCUGGAUCAGAGCAAGGAUUUGUGCCAAAUGCUUUGCUUGUUUUUAGCACAAAAUCCAAAGCAGCUGACUAUCAUGAUGACAUGAACAGUUCAAAUUUUUUAAAGUGGCUACGAGAAAUGUUAAUCCCAAAUUUGUCUGAGCCCAGUAUAAUUGUUAUGGACAAUGCCAGUUACCAUGUAACACAAAUAAAUAAGCCUCCAACCAUGCACAGUUUAAAGGCUGACAUUCAAAAAUGGCUAAGGGAAAAUAAUAUCCCAUAUGAAGAGUGUUUCAAAAAGGAAGAAUUGAUGUGCCUUGUCGAGGAAAAUAAAAUUGGUCCCAUAUAUGCAGCAGAGGAGUUAUUGAAGCAGCAUGGGCAUGAGGUCCUUAAAUUGCCUCCAUACCAUUGCGAUCUAAACGCUAUUGAGUUGAUAUGGAGCCUCACAAAGCGAAAAAUAGCCAGCAGAAAUGUGGGGCUACCGGGUUCAGAUACGGAAAACUUGAUCCGGGAAUGUUUUGCAAUGAUUACCCCGGAAGAUUGGAAAAAAUGUACAGACCAUGUAAUAAAUGUGGAACGAAAAUACAAGUCUAAGGACAACAUUACAGACACUGAACUAGCUCCAUUCAUAAUAGAAGUUCGGGAAAGUGACAAUGACAGUGACAGUUCUCUGUCAGGCAUUGAAUUUCUUGAAUCCGAUUUUGAUUAUGAAUCUUAAAUAAAUAGGCACCUUCUUUAUAAACUAACAAUA